CCACCCACAGGGACACCACAGCAAAUACUCCCACGGCCCUCAAGCUCCCUCACAUCCUUCCCCACCUUCCAGGUCCCUACCAACUUCCCUGUAAGAAGCGAGAAUGCAGCGGGGAGCUGCCCGCAGCAGAGAAAAGGCCAGCUUUUCUACGGUCUCCCCUCUCAGCACAGCGAGUCCCUGGAGACUGACUUUCUGGGCUCAGACAGCUCCUCUCCCGUGAAGUUGUCUGUCUGUCCUUCUGCCUUCAACAAGCUUCCUUUCCUGCCUAGGUAUAACCUGGUGCUUCUCCAUCACUGCUCCCCAACCCAGCUUCCUAUCCACGAAGCCCAUGCUAGGGAAGACCAGGGAUGGCUGGGCCCUGACGCUCAGACAGCUCCCCCUCCGUCUUCCUCUCCCGUCCCACCUCUAUCCCUCCCCCUUAAGCCCUUGCCCACGGACUACAGUGGAGGCCUAGCUGGUGGUGAGGCACACAAACGGGGGCUUACACAGGACACAGAGGUUCCCUGGGGGUCUGCUGCUCAAGCCCUGCACCCACAGCCUGCACUCCAAGGAGUCAGAGCCUCCAAGUGCUCAUCCUCAUCUGAGGCUUGCAGGCGGGAAGCAUGGCACCCCGGACUCCGCCAACACGACCCGGAGUCACCCUCUGUCUCCCCACUGUAUCCCUCUAGCCCUCUGGGAAUGCUGACCAGGUUUGGGGACCCAUUGAGGGCAAGGAAACAAAAUAGGCAUCCAAAAGCCUCUAAGCCAGCAACACCGGCUGCCAGUCCAACCGCAGCUUCUCCACCAGAACUCCAGAGAGGCAGCCCUACAGGAGCCCUCCCAGGACCUAAGGCCCUCUGCGAGACCGCAGCGCAGGAGGGUCCUCGGACCUCCGAGCCCCAGCUCCUGGCCCCUUGCCAAGCCACAGUACCCGUGACAGAGCCUCAAGGAGCUGGUCCCCCAAGCAUCCCACCCGGACCUGAAGCUCAGUGGGGAACCACAGGACAUAGACAGAGGCCCCAGGUUUCCGAACCGUCAGUUGCAGCCUCCUGCCAACCUCUAGCUUCUCUGUCAGAAGUCCCCAAAGCCAGCCCUGAAGGACCACGGUCUGUUCCUAAGAACUCCCAGGGAAGCGGGGGAUACAGAGACAGC
Messenger RNA from Chinchilla lanigera (long-tailed chinchilla), 1131 nucleotides. It is a transcript of the gene Spata31g1, whose product is annotated as chromosome unknown open reading frame, human C9orf131. The record is from RefSeq and is a predicted model, not a curated record. NCBI's taxonomy places the organism in Eukaryota, Metazoa, Chordata, Mammalia, Rodentia, Chinchillidae.